AAACAAUAAAAGAGUUCAUUGAAACCAACAAGGAAUUUGCAAGAAACCAGGAAAAUGAUGAAGCCAGAGAAAAUGCUGCAAAAAUUUAUGAAGAGUUGAAGAAAAAAAUGUCUUUUGAGAAAAUUGAACAAAUAAUUGAAAAUUGCGAAAAAUUGGUCGGAUUUGAGUUAUUACUUAAUGAAAGCAAAAAAAACGAAACUCAAUUAAAAGCACAACAAAUUUACCCGCCCAAAUAG
This is a messenger RNA of Racocetra persica, 236 nucleotides long. The record is from the annotation of a GenBank genome assembly. Lineage: Eukaryota; Fungi; Glomeromycota; Glomeromycetes; Diversisporales; Gigasporaceae.